AAAAAAACAACUAUGCGAAAAAAACGGGACUUUCCUUCGAUCAAGAGCCGAGAACUGGCAAAAGACUUUGGGAUCAUCUUGAAGUAGAAUCAACGGCUGUCAAAUUCAAGCGUAAUCAGAAAAGCAACUAUCCAGAAAUCGAAGAAGCAAUGUUAAUUUGGGUUGAUCAAGCUAUUGCUCGGGAACUCACUAUCCAAGGAACCUUAGUUCAAGAGAAAGCUAAGUGGUUUGCUGAAAGACUCGGACGACGAGAAGAAUCAGGAAGUGCACCAAUUGAAGAUAUUCCACGAUUUCGGAUCGAAUUACAAGAUGUUCUCCGUGGAUAUCCAUUGGAAAAUAUUUUCAAUU
This is a messenger RNA of Ambispora gerdemannii, 348 nucleotides long. NCBI's taxonomy places the organism in Eukaryota, Fungi, Glomeromycota, Glomeromycetes, Archaeosporales, Ambisporaceae. The record is from the annotation of a GenBank genome assembly.